GAAGUGCGAGGAAGUAGUGGAUUAAAUGUUGUGCGCGGAUUAGGAAGGUCCAGAAAAUUAAUUAUACUUUCUUCUGAGAAGAAAAUCUAUGUAUAUUUUUUACUAUUAUUAUUUUUUUUUGUCUUUCUACCUCAAAGCUUUUAUCAAGCCUUAUUUUUUUUGCCUUCCAAGAGUUUACAAGUGAGACAAGAUAAAGUAACUGCAGGGCAUUCCGCGACCAGCCACAACUAUGAAUAACCUUCCAAGUACUUCCCUCAUAUGAACCUUGACACUUAUGCACUUUAAUAAUAGAAACAGUUACCUGUCUGAGCAGCUCCCGUUGCGCUUUCGUAAAGCACUCGCCACAAAGCUGCAGCCAAACGUUUCCUUCCUCCUUCGACCAUGUUCCAGAAGUUUACCAGUUGCCUGUUUGGGGAGCCUGCAUAUACUGAUGGCGCAAACACAGAGCCUGACUUGAGUGAAAAGGAAGAGGAGGACGACUGGAUUCUUGUGGAUUUGGAUGGCCACACUAACACCUUUACAGAAGAUGCCUGUGAGAAGGACCUUUCUUCCUUUGAGCACGACACCCCUUUGACCAGCUCCUCAUCUUCUCAAGAAGUGCCUGGUGACACCGGUGACCUCGUCUUCCUCCAGCUGGACUGCUGUGCAUUGGAGGAGAGCUGGUUUAUUACGCCUCCUCCAUGCUUUACUGCAGGUGGGCAUGCCCCAGUUCUGGUGGAGAUGAGCCCCUUGGAGAACCUCCUCAUAGAGCAUCCCAGCAUGUCUGUCUAUGCAGUGCACAGCCUUCGCCAUGGCCUGAAGGAAGCUACCAGAAGGUCUACUGAAAAAUCAAUACUGAGGCUUGGAGGCCUUCCAAGAAUGGGAGAACAUAUUGGCUGCUAUGCAGCUGCGAUUGCCACCCACACAAGUUUGCAAGAAGCCAAGCAUACACGACUCGCUCUUCGUGCCAAGGAGAAUGUGCAGAGGCAGAGAUUAACACGCAGCAGCCUACGUCGCCAGAACCUUGCCAAAGAGUGUCCUUCUCGUGCAAAUAAACAAGGUGGUUUUUUCAUACAGCAACCCUGCCAGAGGCAGUUUAAUUAUUAAUAUGACGGUGUCUGGAAAAUGUGUGUGUAUAGUGUUUUUUUUUUAUGUUACUCCUUUGAAUAUAUUCUUGCUUAUGAAAGCUUCCUGUUUUAAAUGUCCUUCCUUAGUUCAAGCAGCUCAAGUCAUUGGGCUAAAAAUCUACACUAUACACAUAGUGUACGCGUAUUUUUAUAUACUUUUUGUUUUCAUCCUUCACUUGCUCAAAUACUGACUCCUUGAUGAUUUGAAUUAGUACAGUGGCUUAUAAUUAAAAAUACCACA
This is a messenger RNA of Polypterus senegalus (gray bichir), 1347 nucleotides long. It is a transcript of the gene tp53inp1, whose product is annotated as tumor protein p53 inducible nuclear protein 1. Gene Ontology annotation, biological process: positive regulation of DNA-templated transcription; autophagosome assembly. The transcript has 4 exons. The coding region runs from base 382 to 1086 and encodes 234 amino acids. Lineage: Eukaryota; Metazoa; Chordata; Cladistia; Polypteriformes; Polypteridae. The record is from RefSeq and is a predicted model, not a curated record. Gene Ontology annotation, cellular component: nucleus; autophagosome.